AUGCCGAUGAUCCCACCCGCGCUACGGCGGACGCAAGCAGCUGCGACGCCCACUACAUCUUCGCCCGCUGCCUCGUCGUCCACCACCGCCACUCUCGACUCGCAGUCGCUUUGCGCGCUGCCGCGCAUCCGCGUCUCUGCCUCGACACUCAACAGCAUCGUCACGCCCGUCAAGAAGAUCACGUCCGAGACCGAUGUUGAGGCAUGGAAGGCAUCGGCCGCCUACUCGAUCUACACCUUGUUCCUACAGCGCGUCUGCGAGGCUUGCGUCGGCAAACCAACGCGUCUGCCCACUCGCUCCACGGACGCUCCGGUUACACCGGUGGAUAAACUGGUCUCGUUGCUGUGGGAGCUCGAUUCGUGGACACAAGAGAUCGAACCACACGAGAAACCGCAACGUUUCGGUAACCUAGCAUUUCGUGAUUGGGGCGCUCGUUUGGAAGAGCGCAUCGAUUCGCUCUUGAGCGAUCUCCUGCCAUCUCGCCUGCACGCUUUUGCAGUCGAGCUGAGAGUGUAUCUAUUGGAUUCGUUCGGCAGCUUCACGCGCAUCGACUACGGGUCUGGACAUGAGCUCGCGUUUUUUGCGUGGCUAUGCUUUCUGUAUCGGCUGGGAUUCUUUGAUGCCUCGGAAGAACAAGAGCAGGACGAGACUCUGGCAGAUAUACAGGUGGAGGAGAGGAUAGGCCUGGACAUUUUCCCAUUAUAUCUGAUGGUAGUGUGGAAGUUACAGGAUCGGUAUGGCCUGGAGCCCGCCGGUUCGCACGGCGUAUGGGGCUUAGACGACUUUCAGUUUCUACCGUACGUGAUCGGAGCGGCUCAACUGCGUCGGCAAAGUGGGUUGCGACCCAACCAGGUGAUUGGCGCCUCAUCGCAUGCCAGCAUUCUGCAAACCCAACUGGCAACGCGGACAGACCCAGCAUCUCUGAUCUCGACGACGCUCGUUCUGCCCGCGUCGUCCCUUGUCGGCACCCAAGUCGAGGUGCCACUACCCAAUCUGUACCUCAGCUCGCUCCUCCGCAUUCACGUGCUCAAGCGCGGCCCGUUCCACGAACACUCUCCGCUGCUCAACGAUAUCGCCUCCAGCGUCCCCAAUUGGCUCAAGGUGUACUUUGGCAUGCUCAAGAUGUACGCCGCCGAGUGUCUGGCCAAGAAGGUCGUCGUCCAGCAUUUUGCUUUUGGCGGCGUAGGCUGGGUUUGGACACAUCAGGCGCACAGUGAGCUGCCGCGUCUAGCCACGCCGAGCGCCCCCGUCGCUGCGCGUCGCCACCUGCCGUUAGGGGGCAUCCAGGGAAACAUGACCAGUAUGGGCGUACCCACGCCCAGAAUCACGCGACCUCCCGCGACACCUGACAGCUUCGACCAUCCCCUACGUCUGCCACCCCGAAGCACCCCGUCCCGACCCUCGACAACACCCUCCGUUCCUCCACUUGCAGCCUCCACACGUCCCGCACCGAAACCCGAAUGA
Messenger RNA from Mycosarcoma maydis (corn smut), 1464 nucleotides. RefSeq lists its product as uncharacterized. Gene Ontology annotation, biological process: mitotic spindle organization. Gene Ontology annotation, cellular component: cytoplasm; nucleus; protein phosphatase type 2A complex. Lineage: Eukaryota; Fungi; Basidiomycota; Ustilaginomycetes; Ustilaginales. Gene Ontology annotation, molecular function: protein tyrosine phosphatase activator activity; peptidyl-prolyl cis-trans isomerase activity. The record is from RefSeq and is a predicted model, not a curated record. Bases 1 to 1464 code for a protein of 487 amino acids. The transcript has a single exon.